ACCUGUCGGUCGCGGUUGUGUCUGGGAAGGAGAGAAAAUGGCGGCGGAGCCGAGCAGGACCGAAAUCCAGACUCUUUUUAAGAGACUUCGUGCAAUUCCCACCAACAAGGCCUGUUUCGAUUGCGGCGCCAAGAGUCCAAGUUGGGCCAGCAUCACGUAUGGUGUGUUUUUGUGUAUUGACUGCUCUGGAGUGCAUCGCUCCCUGGGUGUCCAUCUUAGCUUUAUCAGGUCCACAGAGUUGGAUUCGAACUGGAGCUGGUUGCAGCUGAGGUGUAUGCAGGUCGGCGGGAAUGCCAAUGCGACUGCAUUUUUCCGCCAACACGGAUGUACGGCCAAUGAUGCUAACACCAAAUAUAAUAGCCGAGCUGCCCAGAUGUACCGAGAGAAGAUCCGGCAGUUAGGGAGUGCAGCUCUGGCCAGGCAUGGCACUGAUCUGUGGAUAGACAAUAUGAACAGUGUUCCUAGUCACUCUCCAGAGAAGAAAGACUCUGAUUUCUUCACAGAACAUACUCAGGUCCCUGCUUGGGAUUCACUAGCCACUGGGCCAUCAGGCACCCAGCAGCCAGCCCUACCUUCAGAGAGCAGUAGCCUGGCACAACCUGAGCAUGGCCCUAACACCGACCUGCUUGGAACCUCACCCCAAGCCUCUCUGGCUCAUGCCCACCCUCUUCUUCACACAGAACUGAAAAGCUCCAUUAUUGGCAAGAAGAAGUCAACAGCAGCUAAGAAAGGGCUGGGUGCCAAGAAAGGCCUGGGAGCUCAGAAGGUGAGCAACCAGAGCUUUACAGAGAUUGAGCGGCAGGCCCAGGUGGCAGAGAAGCUCCGAGAGCAGCAGGCAGCUGAUGCCAAGAAGCAGGCAGAGGAGUCCAUGGUUGCCUCCAUGCGUCUGGCCUACCAGGAGCUCCAGAUUGAUCGCAAGAAGGAGGAGAAAAAGCUCCAGAAUCUUGAAGGAAAAAAGCGAGAGCAGGCUGAGAGGCUGGGGAUGGGCUUGGUGUCCCGAAGGUGAGGCUGGGGCCCUGGUAUAUAAGAAUGCCAUUGUUUUUCUGGGAGCCAGAACAGGUCCUACCCAGUAAGUCAGGCUUCCUUGCUUGGUCUUCCUCUGAGGCUGAAGAGAGUGUUUGUUGUCUUACGGCACCUAGCACAGUGGUUGGCCCACAUGUGUUUUACUUGCUGACUGAGCAGGAUCAGCUUCUGCUUCACUCCAUGUUAGGAUGGCACUUAUUAAUAAGGCUGCCUGCGGCUGGACAGUUCUUUCCCCAAGACCUUCUGAGAACCUCAGGACUUCUGCUUCCUUAGUCCUGGCCCGCUAAAUGCCACAUGUCAAAUGCCUCUGGGUUGGGGAGCCUUUUUUUGGGGGUGGGGGUACCCACCACUGCCUGUGUGGAAGUCCUUUGUUCCAGGACUA
Psammomys obesus (fat sand rat) is the source of this 1405-nucleotide messenger RNA. RefSeq names its product ADP ribosylation factor GTPase activating protein 2 (gene Arfgap2). Gene Ontology annotation, molecular function: GTPase activator activity. Gene Ontology annotation, biological process: COPI coating of Golgi vesicle. The transcript is spliced from 10 exons. Bases 38 to 1006 code for a protein of 322 amino acids. The record is from RefSeq and is a predicted model, not a curated record. NCBI's taxonomy places the organism in Eukaryota, Metazoa, Chordata, Mammalia, Rodentia, Muridae.